Pocillopora verrucosa is the source of this 1363-nucleotide messenger RNA. The record is from RefSeq and is a predicted model, not a curated record. NCBI's taxonomy places the organism in Eukaryota, Metazoa, Cnidaria, Anthozoa, Scleractinia, Pocilloporidae.
UUUGUUUCUGUCAGAAGCACUGAUAUUCUUCGUAAACGUUUCCUGUGUUAGGAAAGACCACACUAAGCUUGGGAAAAAUGAAAUCGAGCUUCAAUGAAGAAACCCUGGCAUUGUUAUCAAAGUCCACUGUUAAACUUCUACGUGUUCGAAAUGCAAUUGAUGACGGAACGCUGAAGAAAGAGUCACAAAUGCUUCAAAAGCAGAGAAAGGCAGAAGAGAGAUUAUACCAGAGAACAAGAGAAUAUAUUUUACAACAGCGUUCAAAGAUUUCUGAAACAAGACCAUUAUCGUCUCGAAGUUUAAACAUAGAACAAGCUGUCACCAAAUGGAAAAGUGACCCAAACUUGGCGCGACAAAAUUUGUCCCCUCAAAUGAGACGGAAAGAAAUUGAUGCCAACAAAGGGAAACAAACGUUAUUAUCCUCCUCUUUUCCACGCCUCAUGGACCACGCUGACAAACACUCUGAACUAAGCUUGAGUCCUCGCUCCAGGCACCGUGCGUUAUCAACACUAAGCCCCGAGUAUGGCGGUGUCACAACUUCUCUUCCAGACAUAAAUGCCGCCUCUAAGUGGAAAAGAGGCGGCAAGAUAGUCAGGGACACAAUACGACCCUGGAAACUGUCUGACACUCAGCUGGAUACUGGACGUCCAAGCUUUGAUAAAGACGCCAUUACUGAUGAAGAGUGGAAAGAAUUAAAGAAUUGUCGGUAUUUGCGCACUGUAUCGGCGAGGGGAGAACUUAGCAAAUGAUCUUGAUAGUGGAAAAAAUUGUGGAAUGUAUCAGUAUGCAUGGAUAAUUUUUGACCGUACCUUAGCUCAUAAUUGAAGUAAGAAGGAGGAUUUUCCUAUCCGAUCUUGUCUGACGAAAUUUGGUCAUAAAUUGACUCAUUCUAAAAGCCCAUGAACGGCAGGGCCAGCAGACCAGAAGUAUCUGAACUGAUUAAGAGUAAUCAUAACAAAUUACUUUUUGAUCAAUGUAAAAGCUAUGGGCAGUUUUUAAAGUCAUUCAUAUUAAUCAAAUACAUAUUAAUAAGCGGCAGUCUUAUGUUUUCUUGGGAAAAAUUGCUCUACACAUCGAAAAGAUAUGGCAUUUAAUGAAACACAUGCACACGAGCGGAGCAAAAGAACACCAUCAUAGGAGAACGUUUGAACAGAACAGUGACAUACUGCGUACUGGUCACUUCUAAACCUGUACAAGCUUAAUCUCUGCUGGCUGACUAUGACUGCCCUGGCCUCCGUGAUGUCAGCUUUUGUAUCGCUCGCAGUUCCCACGUAGUCAUGCUACUGAGUGCGUGGGUAUGAAAAUAUUAAAAUGAUCAUGUAUAAGUCGUUACAAUUUUCAUUUUUUUUAUGUAUAGAAGAAG